GCUAAUUUUGUGGUAAAUUUAUCAGAUUUUGGCAAGAAUUGGUAUGUUUUUUGGUUAAUAAUGUUGGCAAAAGAAGCAGUUUGGGACACCAUCACUUUCAUUUUGCAAGCUGCUGAGGAGAAAGGGAAGGGAGGAAUACUUAGGCACAGAACUGAUGAAGAAGCAUUGCUCGAGUUCAAAUCUCGAAUUGAUCAAGAAUCUCUAGGAGUCCUAGCUUCUUGGAAUGAUUCCCGGGAUUUAUGCCAAUGGACAGGUGUCAUCUGCGGCCAAAAACACCGCAAAAGAGUCAUUAGUUUGGACCUUCAAGGACAGAAGUUGGCAGGUUUUCUCUCUCCCGGAAUAGGAAAUCUCUCUUUCCUCAGAGUCUUGAAUUUGGGAAACAAUGCCUUCAGAGGGAACAUUCCACCAGAAGUUGGACAUUUGUUCAGGCUUCAGACUCUGAACUUGAGCUAUAACUCCUUCCAAGGUUAUAUCCCUUACAGUUUGUCCAACUGUUCCAAUCUUGCAGAUCUUUCAUUAGAGCACAAUCACCUUCAUGGGAAUAUUCCUUCUGAACUCGGAUCACUUUCUGAGCUUAUAACUCUCUCAUUUCACGACAACAAUCUCACCGGAAUAGUUCCAGCUUCAAUCGGUAAUCUAUCAUCCCUUCAGCAGCUUCUUCUGUUCAGCAACAAACUUGAGGGAGAACUCCCGAGUUCAAUUUCCCAGCUUAGCAACCUGAAUCAACUAGGACUUUCAGCCAACAAAUUCUAUGGAAAGUUUCCAUCUUCAAUUUAUAACUUGUCCUCUCUUCAAGUGAUAUCUUUGGCUUAUAAUAGUUUUUUUGGUAGUCUCAGACCUGAUAUAGGUCUGAGACUACCAGAACUACAGAUACUGCUUUUAUCAACGAACAACUUUACAGGGUAUAUUCCCAUGUCUCUGGCCAAUGCUUCAAGAAUGACUGACAUUGAUCUCAGUACAAACAACUUCAUUGGUGAUGUUCCCUUGAACUUCGGAAGCCUGCAAGAUUUAAUAUCCAUCAAUCUCGAGGAAAAUCAACUAGGUGGAAAUGAUAAAGAUCUCAAAUUUAUCAACUCUUUAAACAACUGCAGUUAUCUAGAUUUGCUAUCUUUUGAUGUCAACAAUUUUCAGAGUAUUCUGCCCAAGUUGGUAACCAACCUAUCAGCUCAACUGACAUGGUUAGGCUUUGGACUAAACUAUAUCCAGGGAAGCAUCCCAGAAGAUAUGCCAAAGCUUUCCAGCUUGUAUGUUUUCAGCGCGGAAGGGAAUUUCUUGACGGGCAGUAUAUCAGCAAGCCUUGGACAGCUUUACAACCUGCAAGUUUUGUCUUUGGCGGGUAACAAUUUGACAGGAUCAAUCCCAUCAUCAUUGGGUAACAUUUCUGGACUUUCACAACUCAUUCUUAAUGAUAAUCAUCUGAAAGGAAGUGUACCAUCAAGCAUCAAGAAUUGCAAAAAUUUGGAGAUUCUUGACCUGUCAAAUAAUGAAUUCAAUGGUUCCAUACCAAGGGAACUGUUUGACCUGUCUGCAAUCAACUUUAUGAAUAUGUCCAAUAACCAUUUCAGAGGUCCCUUGCCGCCUGAAAUUGGAAAAUGGACAGGAAUCACUUCCUUAGAUGUCUCAAACAACAAUCUCUCUGGUACUAUACCAACCACACUAAGGAAUUGCUUGAGCUUGCAAGAGUUGUAUAUGCAAAAAAAUAUGUUCCAAGGAAGUAUUCCUUAUCUAGGAGAAUUAGAAGGUAUCCAAAGUAUUGACCUUUCUCACAACAACUUAUCAGGCCAAAUACCCUCAUUCAUGGUAAACAUGUCUGCAUUACAGAAAUUAAAUGUGUCUUUCAACAAACUAUAUGGAGAAGUACCUACAGAGGGGAUUUUCCUUAAUGCAAGCGCGUUUGACAUUCGUGGCAAUAUUAGGCUUUGUGGAGGGAUCCCAGAAUUCCAUCUAAACCCAUGUCCUGCAACAAAGAAAGGGAAAACAAAAAAACACUUUGGCCUCAAAUAUAUCUUACCCUCUUUGCUGUUGAUUUUACUUUUUGGUUUCAUAUUGCUUUUAUCUGUUCUCUACUGCACAAGAAAUAAAAGGGAGCAAAAAUCCCUGCCAUCAACUCCUUCCAAACACUUUUUCCCCAAGAUCUCCUUUCAAGAACUCUUCAAUGCUACAGAUGGAUUCUCUGAAGCUAAUUUUAUUGGUUCAGGCGCUUUUGGUGAUGUAUAUAAGGGUAUCCUUCGAGAAGAAGGAACAACUGUAGCAGUGAAGGUACUCAAACUUCAACAACCGGGAGCUUUGAAGAGUUUCAUAGCUGAAUGCAAUGCUCUGAGGAGCAUACGGCAUAGGAACCUUGUAAAGGUGUUGACAGCAUGUUCAAGUGCAGAUUUGCAGGGAAAUGAUUUCAAAGCUAUAGUGUACCAGUACAUGCCAAAUGGAAGCUUGGAGACUUGGCUGCAUACAGAAGACGGACAACUAAGUAAACAUUUGAACCUUCUGCAAAGAAUCAGCAUUGCUAUAGAUGUAGCUUAUGCAUUGUACUAUCUACAUGAAGAGUGUAACAGACCUGUUAUCCACUGUGACCUGAAGCCAAGCAAUGUUCUCUUGGAUGAGGAGUUAACUGCUCAUGUCAGUGAUUUUGGUUUGGCAAGGCUCCUUUUAGAAUCUGGUGAUUAUUCCACAGAAAUGUCAGUAAGCCAACUCAGUUCAGUUGGAUUUCAAGGAACAAUAGGAUAUGCAGCCCCAGAGUAUGGGACGGCCAGCAAAAUGUCGACACAUGGUGAUGUUUACAGCUACGGCAUCUUGUUGCUAGAAAUGUUCACUCGAAGAAGACCAACUGAUGAGAGAUAUGAAGGUAACUUCAACCUGCGCGAGUUUGUAGCAAUGGCUUUGCCUAACCAGGUGCUAGAAAUUGUGGAUCAAUCACUACUAUCUGAGGAAGAGGAAAUAGAAGCUUCCCCUGAAAACUGUAGCAACAGUAGACAAGAACAGGUAGAGUCCUUAAUUGGUGUAUUACAGGUAGGACUAAUGUGUUCAGAAGAAAAUCCAAGAGACAGGAUGAAGAUGGAAGAAGUGAUAACAAAGCUUAUUCCAAUAAGAGAUAAAUGGCUCGGAGUUAAACUGCACAAGAGUUUCAGAACUGAAUCAACUGAUGAAUUCCGUGACAGGAUUACUCAGUCAGUGGUUGACAGCAAGGUAUAAGUAUGAGUCUAAAGCAUUCUUCAAAUAAUAAUCAUGGAUAGCAACCUCUAUGGAUUUUCUCCAGAUAAACAGGUUGCUAUCAUACUUGAAGCGACAUUGCUACUUGUUGAAUUGUGUAUUUAAGGGUAGAGAUCACCACCAGAAGUUGAAAAUAGGCUUUAGUUGAAAAACAAGACCCCGACAUGAUUGUUUACCUCCAAGCUGCAAGCACUUCUAUAAGUCUAUGGCUUCAAUGUCCUACUCCUACUAAUACAGCAAUACAUGUAUAAAUAGUUAUUAAUUAAGAGUUGUAUGCUUACCAUGAAAACAAGUAGUAAGAUCCUGCUACUUGAAGAAUGAUUGAUCAACUUCCAAAGGCAUGCUUCAUGCUUCAGCAAUACUCCAUACAAGAAGUCAAGAAGACAAUUCAACACCGUCUUUGAAAUAAAGAAACGGAAUCCAUCUCUCAAAUGGUAGUUCCACAA
Molecule: messenger RNA, 3653 nt
Organism: Spinacia oleracea (spinach)
Lineage: Eukaryota; Viridiplantae; Streptophyta; Magnoliopsida; Caryophyllales; Amaranthaceae
Product: putative receptor-like protein kinase At3g47110
Exons: 3
Coding region: 61-3189 (1042 amino acids)
Biological process (GO): protein phosphorylation
Molecular function (GO): ATP binding; protein binding; protein kinase activity
Source: RefSeq, a predicted model, not a curated record